CAAGGGGGCAGGGUUUUGAGAGAGCAACACAACGUGGGACAGUCAGGGAGAGGCUCAUACAGAGAGAGAGAGAGAGAGAUGAGGGGUUAGGAGUCGCUAGUUCACAAGAUAAUCAGAGACAGGCCACUGAUUCAGAGCUUGGUGCACAGCUGGUGUGAUGGGUGAAGGGGCUGCAGGCGAACACUGAGUGGACAGACUGUGACAAUGUGCAACGAGUGUGGGAUUUAAUGUACUGGAGAAUAUAAUCUACUCAAGUAUCAAGCAGGAAAUACUGCAGGUGGAAGCCAAGUUUUUGAAUUGCAAACCAGAGGGGAAGACAGAACAGCCAUGGAUGCUGCUUUAAAGUACAUUUGGAGAUAACUAACGUGAGGACGGGUGUGGAUGUCUGACACCACUGGACAAGGCAGCUAAAGAAGAGCUGUUUAUUUCAUGUUUUACUACUGAUAUUUUCUGAUUAAUGCAACAACUUGGUAACCUUUAGCAUAUCAUUUUGUGCAGAUCAUCCUUCUCAUUCUUGCAGCUUUAUUUUUUUCCCCAGAAGUGAAUAUAUAAACCUAAUAGAUUUUUUAGCAAAAAUGGAAACCACCUGGUACUUUAUUUAUUGUGCUUAGUACAAGAGGAAAGGUUUAGAAUAUAAAAGGCAAACACCAGUUUCUCUUGAAAGUGAUCAGUCAGUAGAAACUUGAUACAACUACAUGUUUGUGCAAAUGACACCAUUAUGGAGUCUCGACGUGAGCAAAAUGAAGUGGAUUCCAGACUCGUAGACCUGUUACAUCCUGCCAGGUUGGCAGCCCUGACGAGGUGUUUGAACCAUGUGGUCCACUGAGAGCAUGGAGCCGGAGAAAGCACACACCCAGAGCAGCUUCUUCAACAAGGUGGAUGUGCCUGACCAUGCUCACUACAUUAUCGCUUUAUUUGUCUUUGUCAUCGGGACUCUGGGCAUCACUGGGAACGCCCUGGUCAUGUUUGCCAUCUACAGCAACAAGAAGCUCCGUAACCUGCCGAACUACUUCAUCAUGAACCUGGCGGCCAGUGACUUCCUCAUGGCCUUCACACAGUCCCCCAUCUUCUUUAUCAACUGCCUCUACAAGGAGUGGGUGUUCGGAGAGAUGGGCUGUAAGAUGUAUGCAUUCUGUGGAGCCCUGUUUGGCAUCGCCUCCAUGAUAAACCUGCUGGCCAUCUCCAUCGACCGCUAUCUGGUCAUCACCAAGCCCUUGCAGACCAUCCACUGGAGCUCCAAACGCAGAACUAGUCUUGCCAUCCUCAUGGUGUGGCUCUACUCUCUGGCUUGGAGUCUGGCUCCUCUAAUUGGCUGGAGCUCCUACAUCCCCGAGGGCUUGAUGACAUCUUGCACGUGGGAUUAUGUUACAUACACAACAGCCAACAGAAGCUACACAAUGAUGCUGUGCUGUUUCGUCUUCUUUAUUCCACUGGGAAUCAUCUUUUACUGCUAUCUCCUAAUGUUUCUGUCCAUAAGGAAGACCAGCAGGGAGGUAGAACGUCUGGGGACUCAGGUGAGGAAAUCUACUCUCAUCCAGCAGAAGUCCAUCAGGAGUGAAUGGAAACUGGCAAAGAUUGCUUUUGUCGUCAUUGUGGUCUAUGUCCUCUCUUGGUCACCUUAUGCCUGUGUUACACUGAUUUCCUGGGCUGGCCAUUCCAACAUCUUGUCACCAUACUCCAAGGCUGUUCCUGCAAUCAUAGCGAAAGCCUCUGCCAUUUACAACCCUAUUAUCUACGCCAUCAUACACAACAAGUACAGGAUGACUCUGGCAGAGAAGUUCCCCUGCCUGUGGUUUCUGUCUCCGACUCCACGAAAGGAGUGCAUCUCCUACUCCAUCAGCGAGUCGUCCUUCAGAGACUCCAUCAUUAGUCGACAAUCCACAGCAUCAAGGGCUCACAUUAUUACUACCUCCUCCAGCCCUUCUGAUACGGUUUUGAGGGAUGUGGAGAUGAAGCCUCUGGGCAAGAAGUCAGGGGAUUCCUUCAGAAGCAUUUCAUCAAACAGACAGUCUUGCAGAAGCAGGUCCUAUAAAAAACAGUUAGAGCGCAAAAUAAUCACGACCCCGAAAGGAGACAAGCAUCCACCCACCAUGAGUGAACCAUUGAGCACCUGUGACCCUGAACCAGUUUCAGGCUCUCUGACCAUCGCCACUCUUCCCCUGCUAGUUCUUACCAGGCGGCGCAGCCAGAGUCUGACCAAUGAGAUAUCAGAUGGAUGCAGCAAGAAAGACAACACCUGCAAUAAGCUGAACUGCCACAAGAGCGACUCUGUUGAUUGCCUGAAUUUUGGAAAACUCCCGUCCUCUGAUCCCAGACCGCCUCAGGAUGUUCCUCGUAUAAUCGUCAUCAGUCCCACCUCUGAGAGCAGCCUCAUCAAACAAGACAGCGUGUGCUUAGAAGAGAGUAUCGAGGCAAUGGAGAACAACUUUGUCAGCCGAAGCUUCUCAUCGGAAGUCUUUGAGGCGGUAGAGCUACUCUCUUGACAUUGCUGGACACUCAUUUCCAUUAAAUCUACAUUAUUUAUUUUAAUUCCAGACACACUACACUCUUCUCUACAGGCCCACACUUGUGCUGGCUAUGGACAGAGCACUCAUCUGUUUUUAAACUCAGCCUGUAAAUCAAUGUUUUGCCACUCUGUUACUCAGAAAAGUGGUGUGCAGAAGAGAAGCUGGUAUGGCAAAUGAAACGAUAGAACCUGGUUCCGGUAUGCAGUGUUUGUCAGGCUCUGGCCCAGACACGGGCACCCUAAGGGGCAGCAUGGGUUGCUGUGUGCUUUUGUUAGAUCCCUCAAAAAUGACAGGUGUAACAACAUAUUUUCAUGAGCUUAGGGCUCAAGCUUGACAGGCUGGAUUCUAAGUUUAGCUCUGAAGUUGAUGCCCGUGAAACUGUGAUGUAAAGUUUUGAGCUGAAAUUAUUCAAUUGAAGUUCUUUUAGGAUUCAAUAUGAAUUCUUUUGAAGAAAGGGCAUUUGCUUCUGAAAUUAGGCGGGGGAAGAUAGCUCCUUCAGACUACACAACAUAUGUAAAAAUGUUACACAACUGACAACAUGACAGCACAUCAAAAACGCUGAUAACAUGCCCACUCUGGAAAAGGAACUGAUACUACCAAAAAAAUAAAACUGAUGUUCACUGAUGUGAGUGCCAUAAUCACAAAGAAACUGACAGAACAAAGCAAGCAAAGCAAUAAAUAUGUAUUCAUUUUUGUCUUGUGAUACUAUUUCCUUUAGGCAGUAUGGACCUCGCCAAGUUUUCUCUGGCAGUGAGACGGAGGUGUAAUGAAAAAGUGAAGUUGUCUAUGCUGGUCAAAGACUGAAGCAGGAUCAAAUGCGUCUCAUAAAACACUGACAUGUCUCUGUGGUGACUUGUGUUGCUAAAUAUAUGAAGCCACAGGGAUUAAUGUGACGUGAAUCAGUUCAACUGUGAUACUUGUACGUUUUUUUUAAAAACAUGAUGAUGGAAACAUAGUCAAGUUGGAAAAACGUUUUGGCACAUUUUUAUCUGUCUGAGAAAAUCCUGAAUUGCAUUUAACGACAACCGUAAAACACUUUAUUAAUAUUUGCACAUGCGCAGCUGCUAUUGCAUGUUUAAAGGGAAAGAUUGUGACUCAUUCAACUAAACGGUGGCUUAACAGAAUGUAUGGCUAGCCCAGACAAUUCAGUAAUAUACAGUGUCCCACAAAUGAACAAAAAUCAUUUAUGCACAGGAAAAGUCAUGAUAUUUGAAUAUCUUUUCAGUCACUACCAGAAUAUUUUUGGCUCUAAGCAUGCCAAAAAAACCCCAAAUGAUUUAUACUGUAAGUAAUUUUCAGGUUUUAAGUCUGCACUACAAGAGUGAUCAGUGGGGAAAAAAACAUACACAGUCACAAAACUGGAUGUUUAAUUUUUGGUUGAAGCUCUGCUUAAAGCCUCACUGCAUGCGAAAGGUCCAUAUUCCAGAAAUUAGGGAGAGCAUGAAAAAAAUUCUGUUGCUGAAGGUGAAUGAACACUGAACUGUCAUUGGUAAAUGACAGUUAAUGCAGCUAAUUUUGGUUUUUGGCUGCCACAUUGACAAUCAGAUGAGGGAAAACCUCAAAUGGGCCACUGAAGGUCAUUUCAGUUUUACAUUACAUCUUACUAAAUACUGUGAGCAGACACAUUGUUUUACUGUUUACACUUUUCAGUGAAAAACCUUUGAAUCACUGCAAAAUCAUUGCAAAUAUUUCGUGGUGGGUCAGAGCUACUUGGUUGUAUGUGGUUGAGUCUGGAAUGACUGUGCUUUGAAAUGCAUCUGUAUGGGAACAAAGGUUACAGAGAAAUGGUUCUAUAAAAUAAAUUGGUUCUGCCAAAAAAAAAAAAGUAGUUACAGGAUGACACUCCUGGUCUGUAUUUUGAUACCUGCAUAGCUGUCUAAUGGACUUCACUGUUGGCUUCAUACGGUGGCCACACUUCAGUCUGUGGUGAAGAUGGCAUAUAUGAGAUUUCACUUCAGUCAUGUAGAUGAUAGUACAGGUUGAGAAAAGUCCUCUCUUGUUGAUCUAGUAUGCAUUAUAUCGACAUCCGCUACUAAGCAGUCUUUUCCCUCUGGACUGAACAUUUCAGUUGUUAAUUUUUUCAAAGUUUAGACAAUAACCAUUCUUUAAUGUGUUCCCACAUUGUGGACUGAUUGUGUGAUGUGUAUUUUUUUUUCAUGCCACACUGCUGCUGAUGUUUUAUGUACUGCUUUCUUUAUUUUUGUGGCAUCUGAGAAUAUCUAAUAUAUAUAAAUAUAUAUUUAUGUAUUUAUUUUCAUUGUUUGUGACAAGCUAAAGAGAACUAUGUGAAUAGUGCUUUUACAAUGUUUAAACUGGGGUUUAUUUUCACCAAAGUCAUGUUCUUAAAAAUGAAUAAACCUGUGUAGAACUCCA
Acanthochromis polyacanthus (spiny chromis) is the source of this 4880-nucleotide messenger RNA. RefSeq names its product opsin 4xb (gene opn4xb). Lineage: Eukaryota; Metazoa; Chordata; Actinopteri; Pomacentridae. Gene Ontology annotation, cellular component: membrane. Bases 813 to 2483 code for a protein of 556 amino acids. The transcript is spliced from 9 exons. Gene Ontology annotation, molecular function: G protein-coupled receptor activity. The record is from RefSeq and is a predicted model, not a curated record. Gene Ontology annotation, biological process: G protein-coupled receptor signaling pathway; visual perception.